AUGGAGUGCAAAUUGAGGGCCCCGCGCAAGCCAGGUGAUGCGUUGGCGGUUGCUGACCUGGAGGUGACAAAGGGCAGUGGAAGGCUCUCUGUCUUGUACUUUGGAGUGCUCUGGACUUUUUUGCAUCACAGCAAUGACAUGACCCCAGAGCAAAUUGCUGAUUUCCACAGGCGCAUCAUGCUGCUUCACAACUUGGGGAGCAAGCGAGCCGGAAAGGACUGGAAGGCAGGCAAACCCACGAUGGGCAAGGUGCGUCCGUACGAACCCGAUCCAGCUGAAUCGGAACAACCCACUGAUUUGGCAACUUUCAACUUCAAGCUUGUCAAGGUGGCCGUUGAUCCACUGAAAUCUGGGUGGGGGAGGUUUGGCAUUGGUCAGAGUCCUGCCUUGGCAGUGGUCGCAGCGCCACCGCCUGAACCAGAAGAAGUCCAGCCACCGUGGCAAGAGCCGGUUACCAUGGAUAGCCUUUUGGAGUCUUACUUGGUGGAAACAAAGAUUUCAGGUCGGGUGCCAGGCACAACCCUGAUCAUAUGCCCAGUCAAGAGGCGGAAUGGAACUACUGACCAAAUCAGCGAGGGCCAAAAUUACAAGCUCUUCAUUGCUGCCCACAUGGAUGUCGUCCUGGGGACCGACGAAUACGUGAUCACCCACGGUGCCAGCAAGUUCAUCAAACCCGAGAAGGUUGCGGAAUUGAAGAGGAAAGGGAACCCAGGUGGGAGCAUAGCCAGUCAAGAUGUAGAACUUGGCGUUCAAAUUGAACAGUUCCAUAUGGUUCCAGUCUUUGUUUUUUCUCAAUUUGAAUGA
Molecule: messenger RNA, 804 nt
Organism: Durusdinium trenchii
Lineage: Eukaryota; Dinophyceae; Suessiales; Symbiodiniaceae
Source: the annotation of a GenBank genome assembly